Nyctereutes procyonoides (raccoon dog) is the source of this 3413-nucleotide messenger RNA. RefSeq names its product transmembrane protein 8B (gene TMEM8B). Lineage: Eukaryota; Metazoa; Chordata; Mammalia; Carnivora; Canidae. The record is from RefSeq and is a predicted model, not a curated record. The transcript is spliced from 13 exons. Gene Ontology annotation, cellular component: plasma membrane. The coding region runs from base 40 to 2829 and encodes 929 amino acids.
CCCGCGCUGGCCUGUCCGGCCCCGCCCCCGCCCCGGGCCAUGGCCCAGCCCUUGUCCCGGCCCCUCGUCCUAUCCUCAUCCAGCCCUUGGACCCCAGCCCCGCCCUCGCCCCGCUUCCCAAAUCGGCCCCAGCCCGGACCUGGGUCCCAGCGAACGCCCAGAUCCAGGUCCCAACCCAGGCCCCGCCUCCUGUCCCAGUCCCCGUGCCUGCCCUGGCCCCGGACCCCUCCUCUGCCCUUGUUCCACCUCCUUUCACAAAUCCCGGUCCAACCCCUGUCCCAGCCCCAUGCCCAGUGUUUGCUUAAACCCGGGGCCCAAACCCUGCCCUUGCCCCAGUCCCCGUUACAACCCCUCCUUCCAUCCCAUUCCCUGCCCUUGUUUAAGCCCCGGUGCCCAUUAUCUCAUCCUUUGCCCUCAUCUCUGUGUUUACCCAAGUCUCUCCCACUACCUACCCCUCUCUCUCAUACCCUGCCCCUCUCCCAGCCUCGACUCAGGUCUGGGCUCCAGCUGCCUCCAGCCUUAUUGCUGCUGUUGCUGUUCUCUGUCCUUGGUCCGGGGGCUGGAGGCCUCUUCCUGACUGACUACUCCACGUGCUCACCCCGCAAGCUGAGUCCCUUCCGCUCCUUUGCCAGCACUGAGCUCUUCCACUUCCAUGUUCCCGAGGACACAUUCCUGGCUGUUUGGAACCUCAUCAUCUUCAAGGAGCAGGGGGGCACCUUUGGGGACCACUGCCCAGACCAGAGUGUGACUGUGUAUUUCCGGUCCGGGGCACCCCCUGUCAUCAAUCCCCUGCACACACACUUCCCAGGGGACACGGCUGUGCCUGGGGUUUUCUCACUGACCCUCAGCUGGACACUGCCCAACCGCACCUCAGGCAUCUUUAACGUCAGCAGCCCCUUACCUGGGGACUGGUUCUUGGCUGCUCACCUUCCCCAGGCCCAUGGCCACAUCUCUGUCAAGGGUCUCCAGGAUGAGUGUCAGUACCUUCUUCAGCCGCAGCUAAUUGUCCGCCGUUUGCUGGAUGUUGCUGUGCUGGUGCCUGGCCGUCCCUCAGAGCAAACUCUCUCCGCUCACAAUCGCUCAGCGCUGUACAAGGUCUUUGUGCCCAGCUUUACUUACAGGGUUUCAGCACAGCUGGUAUGUGUGGGGAGUCGUGGGGUGUUGGCCUGCCCACUGACAUUGCGCCUACGUCCCAAGGCCCCACCUCUGCACAACUCAAGCUCUGUGUCCUGUGGAGGUGCCUCAGUAUGCCAGCUGGAGCUGGCACUGCCCCCCUGGGGGCACUGGGUCUACGUGCGUGUGGAGAUACCAUCCCGGGGUCCUGGCAGGACCAUCCGCUUCCAGCUGUGUGUGCGGUUGCAAGAGUGCCCACAGCCCAGCCUGUCCCGUGUCCUCGUCCCUGGAGCUGCCAUGAACAUGCCCCAGUCCCUGGGCAACCAGCCACUGCCCCCAGAGCCGCCAUCCCUGGGGGCCUCUGCGGAGGGGCCUGGGGCCACAUCCCCACCAGAGCACUGCUGGCCAGUGCGCCCAACACUGCGCAAUGAGCUGGACACCUUCUCCGUCCACUUCUACAUCUUCUUUGGCCCCAGUGUGGCCCUACCGCCUGAACGCCCUGCAGUGUUUGCCCUGAGGCUGCUACCAGUGCUGGACAGCGGAGGUGUCCUCAGCUUGGAGCUCCAGCUCAAUGUGAGCUCCCUGCUCCAGGAAAAUGUGACAGUGUUUGGAUGCCUGACUCACGAGGUGCCCUUGAGCCUGGGGGAUGCAGCGGUGACCUGUUCUAAAGAGUCCCUGGCUGGCUUCCUCCUCUCCGUCAGUGCCACUUCCAGAGUGGCCAGGCUGCGAAUCCCUUUCCCACAGACUGGGACCUGGUUCCUGACCCUGCGCUCCCUGUGUGGGGUGGGGCCUCGGUACGUGCGGUGCCGGAACGCCACGGCAGAGGUGCGGCUGCGCACUUUCCUGUCCCCUUGCGUGGAUGACUGUGGGCCCUACGGCCAGUGCAAGCUGCUGCGUACGCACAACUACCUGUACGCUGCCUGCGAGUGCAAGGCCGGGUGGAGGGGCUGGGGCUGCACCGACAGUGCAGAUGCGCUCACCUACGGAUUCCAGCUGCUGUCCACGUUACUGCUCUGCUUGAGCAACCUCAUGUUUUUACCCCCCGUGGUCCUGGCCAUUCGGAGCCGAUAUGUGCUGGAAGCUGCUGUCUACACCUUCACCAUGUUCUUCUCCACGUUUUACCAUGCUUGUGACCAGCCAGGCAUUGUGGUUUUCUGCAUCAUGGACUACGAUGUGCUGCAGUUCUGUGAUUUCCUGGGCUCCUUAAUGUCCGUGUGGGUCACUGUCAUUGCCAUGGCUCGUUUACAGCCUGUGGUUAAGCAGGUGCUGUAUUUGCUGGGAGCUAUGCUGCUGUCUAUGGCUCUACAGCUUGACCGGCAUGGACUCUGGAACCUGCUUGGACCCAGUCUCUUCGCCCUGGGGAUCUUGGCCACAGCCUGGACAGUACGCAGCGUCCGCCGCCGGCACUGCUACCCACCCACGUGGCGUCGCUGGCUUUUCUACCUGUGUCCAGGCAGCCUGAUUGCAGGCAGUGCUGUCCUACUCUAUGCAUUUGUGGAGACUCGAGACAACUACUUCUACAUUCACAGCAUUUGGCAUAUGCUCAUCGCUGGCAGUGUGGGCUUCUUGCUGCCCCCACGAGCUAAGACUGACCACCGGGUCCCAUCUGGAGCCCGGGCCCGGGGCUGUGGUUACCAGCUGUGCAUCAAUGAGCAGGAGGAGCUGGGCCUUGUGGGCCCAGGAGGGGCCACUGUCAACAGCAUCUGUGCCAGCUGAGAGGGACUUUGGGCCUGGCCCUUGGGGAACAUGAACCCUUCCUAGGGGCAGAGAGCCCUUUCUGGGAGUGUGGAACCUACCCAGGGAUAAGAGACAGGUUGUAUUUCUUGAGAACAUGGAGUGUUUCUUAAAGACAAGGAGCUCUUCUACGGACUUGGCGUGCUUCCUGAAGGCCUGGAGUCUUCCUGCAUCCAUGGAUCCUUCUUAAGGACUGGAGCCCAUGCAGGCCCCAAGAGCCCCUCAGGACCAAGGAGUCCCUCAUAGGGGUGUAGAGUCCUUCCUAGGGAUAUGGAGCCCUCAUAAGGACCUGGAUUCCUUCCGAGGGAGACAAAGCCCUCUCAGGACAUGGCAUCAUUCCCGAGGAAAUGGAGUCUACCUUGGGGAAACUGAAUCUCCAGUUGAUCUUCCCAGCAGCUCAGCAACUCUGGCCUCAGGCUUCCUUCCCAAGGCAGCGUCUUGGCCAUGCUGUGCCAUGCUAUGCUGGGAGGGGGAUUACAGGACUGAUGGGGCUGGGGCAGGAGUGACUGGUAUUCUGAGUUGAUGCAGGUGGAGUCUGGCGUGUCUCCAAUGAAGUAUUUGCUGGA